AUGCACCAGUGCGUAGUUGAAAUGACAAACCAAAACCUUACAGUGACGUUGACUGGCAAACGUGUUUUGGUCGUGAAUGCUGCCGGAGCUCCAGCUGCUGAUGCCUUUCUCAUGUUGGAAGAGGUGAGGGCAAAGGGCAACAAUCGCACGAUCUCUGAAUGUUUGCAAUGCAAGAAGGGCAAUUCUCCAUUCAUAGUGGAGAACGAGCGUGACAAAGCAUGCGACACAGCUGACAUCCUGGUGCUUUUGCUGACAAGGACAGAGACUGUGCCACAAACCGGCAGACAGCGCUUGAUCUUCGUAUCUGAAGCGCAGUACCAGGAGUACUUUGGCUUCUACGCUGGUAGAGCCUUCUAUCAAACCAGGGCGGCCAAACCUUGA
This is a messenger RNA of Effrenium voratum, 381 nucleotides long. The record is from the annotation of a GenBank genome assembly. Lineage: Eukaryota; Dinophyceae; Suessiales; Symbiodiniaceae.